CUCUGUCAGUAAAACAUAAUUAUUUUUUUCCAACUGCGGCGUGUGCAGUUUUUUUUUUUUUUUGUUAAUUGGUGUGUUUAUGGAGUCCUGGUGGUUGUGAGGAGCGAGGCUGUCUGUCAUUCAAGGCCUAAAAAGGAGGCACCAGGACGAGGUACUAUGGCCGCUCUGCCAAGCCGGUGUUGACGUCUCUGUCUGGGCUACAGAGCCUAGCAAGGCCCCGUCAGGUCAAUGCAGCUCAUCCUCGUUGUUUCGACUCUCAACGUGCUGUUAGCGUCAGCCGUGUUCCGUGUCGCUUCAUGAGAGGUCACCUAAAGGACAGCAACCCCACUUCCCCGUCCCCUUACAAAAAAAAAGCCUCAGCAAACUGGCUUACACUUCCCAGAAUGCACCCCUCCAACCGACUGACCUUGGGGUCGGCAGCUGUCAAUCACAGCCUCAGCUGGCUCUGCUGCUUCAAGAUAUGAAGUGGAGGAUGUGAGGGAGGCCUAUGAGAGAAUCCCCAGCCCUGCGUAUGGGAUCAUCUCUGUGCAUUCAUGGCGGCAUAUAUACACCGAUGGACUCCAAAUUGAAUCAAAUGGGGCUUAUGAGGUCUCUCAGCCCAAAUGGACCUUUUGUUUACACACUUGUCCAUCAGCUGAGCGGUGGCGUGCGGCCUCAGGUAUCCGGCGAGAUGGUGAGAUGUCUCCAAAAAACAACCGUACCGCAUCCCAGCUUGGGCGGCAGGAGGACGCCACCAACCUCCCCACCGCCUCUGGAGCACAGCGGAUCCUUCCUGCCGUGCAAUGAGCUGCACAAAUCCACGCACCUCAUUCCCCUUUCCAACCGCCUGAGUGGGCGCUCAGAUGUGUAUGCCGCAGCAGCCGUGGGGAGCUUUGGGGAGGUCGACUUUACUCACGACGCGGCCCCGCCAACCCGUCCGGAGUCACCGGUCAAACACAGCAAAUUCUUGGAGAGUUUGAACCAGGACCACAAGGCCAAUAUAGUUACUGGGAAGUCACCCUUCUAUGAGGUCACCUCAGAACUCAGAGAAAAAGGAGCGCUAAAAAGGCUGGGCUACCCUGGCAUGGGCACCGACUGCUGCGGGAAGUUGAAAGAGGCGGGCGGAGGCUUACAGAGUGACUCCAUCGCAGACUCCAUCGACCUCUCGGGCAAAAACAAGAAGCGGCGCAAUCGCACCACCUUUAGCACCUUCCAGCUGGAGGAGCUGGAGAAAGUCUUCCAGAAGACGCACUACCCUGACGUUUACGCUCGCGAGCAAUUGGCCCUGAGGACCGAGCUCACAGAGGCCCGAGUCCAGGUUUGGUUUCAGAAUCGCAGAGCCAAGUGGAGAAAACGGGAACGCUAUGGAAAGAUCCAGGAGGUCCGCAACCACUUCACUACAGCAUAUGAUAUUUCUCUUCUCCCUCGCCAUGACACCUACCAGAUGCAGGGCAAUCUGUGGACGGGGACUUCAGGAGGAGGCGGUGGUUCAGCUGCUGGUUGUGUCAUCGGACCCGAGUCCCUACCCUCAUCCUGUAUGGGUCCAUACCCCCACCCUCACAGCAAUCUGCAGAGUUUCAUGGGCAUUCCCACAUCCCCCAGCCAUCACCAUCACCACCACCACCAUCACCCGUCGCACCAUCCAGGCAUCAACGGCCUCUACUCUCUACACGGCUUCCCCGGAGCUCUCGGGUCUCCAUCCAUCGAAGGUCCAGAGACCGAUUACAAGCCAACAGGUCUGAUGGCGCUGCGUAUGAAAGCCAAGGAUCCUGGCAGCAUUCUCUCCUGGCCUACAUGACGACGACACUGCCAGCUCUCCCGCAUACACUGACUGAGCCAAAGCAUAUUAAUCCCUGACCUGUACAGAGUCCCAGAUGGACACUCCUCUCAGCGUACAAUUUUCUCUUUAACAUUUCUCCCAGCCAACUUGGAGGCUUUUCAAAACUAUGAAUGUUGAAAUGCAUGAAUCCAAAGCGCAGCGUGAGACCAAAAAAAUAUAUAACAUCUUCUCGGGACGUUUCCUGUUUCCAGUUGUAGGUUGAUAUCACAUUUGCGGAGACCAAAGGAAAUGUUAGCAAACCCUGUAAUUAUUAUUCUAAUAAUCAUUGUUCGAUGUUUGUUGUGUAUUAUAGUGUGACCAGUA
Nerophis ophidion (straightnose pipefish) is the source of this 2122-nucleotide messenger RNA. It is a transcript of the gene alx3, whose product is annotated as ALX homeobox 3. The record is from RefSeq and is a predicted model, not a curated record. Gene Ontology annotation, molecular function: RNA polymerase II transcription regulatory region sequence-specific DNA binding; DNA-binding transcription factor activity, RNA polymerase II-specific. The transcript has 7 exons. Lineage: Eukaryota; Metazoa; Chordata; Actinopteri; Syngnathiformes; Syngnathidae. Gene Ontology annotation, biological process: regulation of transcription by RNA polymerase II. The coding region runs from base 488 to 1777 and encodes 429 amino acids.